AUGUCUGUCGACAGUGAGGUCCCUGGGAGAGGCAAAGGUCUUGUCGCCACACGAAAGAUCCCUAUGGGCACUCGCAUCCUCUCUGAGGAGCCUAUCGUCAGAGUGCCCGAAGCUGUGCUUGACAUCCAGACCCUGUUGCCAUCUAUUCGCAGGCAAGUCGAUGCGCUCACGCCAGACCAACGACGAGCCUUCCUCUCUAUGUAUAACAUGCAUACCGACGAUGCUACCUUGCGCUACCUUGGAAUCGUCCGAACGAACUCUCUCCCCCUUGGGGACUAUGUGGGGGAAGUGGGUAUUUUCCUCAAUGCAUGUCGUAUUAAUCAUGCUUGCGACAACAACGCCCAGAAAGGUUGGAACGAGAACAUCCAACGGCACACCGUCCAUGCCAUUCGGGAUAUCGAGAAAGACACAGAGAUCGCAAUUUACUACCUCGACGUCGUCAACAACCGCAAAACCCGCCAAGAAACUCUUCGAAAGAAAUUCGGGUUUACCUGCUCUUGUAGUCUUUGCUCCUUGCCACCAGAUAAGAGCCAAGAAAGCGAUAGAAGGCUGGAUGAGAUCCUCAGGCUAGAUAGUCUGAUCAGCACAGAUGGCUCCGUAGGGAUCAUGUCAGCCCCACUACGAAUACUUCGAUACGUUGAUGAACAGAUCCGUCUUUACCAUGAACAAGGUCCAAAUGACCCCGGUUUGCCAAGGGCAUUCUCUGACGCUGCGCAAAUCGCUAUUGCCAAUGGAGACUAG
Messenger RNA from Venustampulla echinocandica, 741 nucleotides. RefSeq lists its product as uncharacterized. The record is from RefSeq and is a predicted model, not a curated record. NCBI's taxonomy places the organism in Eukaryota, Fungi, Ascomycota, Leotiomycetes, Helotiales, Pleuroascaceae. The coding region runs from base 1 to 741 and encodes 246 amino acids. The transcript is spliced from 2 exons. Gene Ontology annotation, molecular function: protein binding.